AUGUCAGAUUCAGGAAGAGAAGACGAUCUUUUCGGUGAUUCCGAUAAUGACGGACAAGCCCAAGUAGCUUCUCGCCAACCGUCGCCUGUAGCUUCAAGUUCCAAAUCACCUGCUCAAGCUCAAGCUCAAGAUCAAGCUCAAUCACCCGUUGUGGACGAGGAUCGAGCUGGUGAUCUGUUCGGUGAUGAUGACGAAGAAGAUGAAAGAGCUAAAAGAGGAAGGACCUCGACUGGUACACCCGCUUCACGUCGAUCAGGCUCUCGGACCAGAUCCAGAUCCAGAUCUAGAUCAGGUUCAGCGAAUCCAUUAGAAUAUGAAGAAGAAGAUGUCGGAGAAGAAAAAAUAGAUGAAAGAUGGGCAACAUUACCUAUUCCACAAUGGAAUAAAAUGAAAGCUACAGAUGAUAAAGUUUGGCAUAUGAAAUUACCUGCAUACGUAAAUGUCGAUUCAAGCCCAUAUGAACCUGAUUUAUAUAGAGAAAAUUUGAAUGGAGAAGAAACUAUAGAUGGGUCAAUAAAUCCAAUUGCCGCUAAAUCAAGAAUGAUCGGUGUGAGGAAUACUAUUAGGUGGAAAUGGGUUACAGGAGGUGAUGGUGAACCUAUGCGACAAAGUAACGCUCGUAUGCUUCGGUGGUCAGAUGGUUCAGUUUCACUUCAAUUAGGUUCAGAUCUGUUUGAUGUUGCACCUUCACACGGAGCGACUUUGGCUCGUCCACAAGACCCCAAACCGCCUAUUCCGGCCGGUAAAUCUACGGAAGAAAUUAUCAAUACCGUAUCAUCAACCACCUUCUUAGCUGUUACAGCACCUAAUGAAACUGUUUUGGUGACGGAAAGAUCAAUAGCGGGACAAUUAUCAUUGUUACCCACAUCUAUGGAUUCGAAAACACAUUUGGAGUUGGUCAAACAUGUCGGACAACAACAUGUCAAACAUUCAAGGAUGAAAAUGUUGGAGGAGACCGCAGACGAGGAAACGUUACAAAAGCUGUUACUGAAAUCAGCACCUAACAUUGAUCUAAUUAAAAGUCAUAAACCAAUAUCAUCAACAGUCAGAAAGUCAACCGCCGGUAACAGCAACAGAUUAGGUAGAACCUCAAGUGGUGGAGUCAAUAAGAGAAAGUUCAACAAGAAGUCAUAUUAUUCGGAUACAGAAGAUGAAGAAGGUUCAGAUGUAUCAAAUGAUAAACCUAGAUCAUCAAGGAGGACGGCAAAUGAUUCAUUAGCUGGUUUAGGUGCAGGUGGAGAUUACGAUGAAGAUGAUGGAUUCGUAGUUGCUGAUUCUGACGAAGAAGAUGAUUAUGGUAAAUCGUCUUCAAAGAAAAGGAAAAACAAAAACAAAAAGAGAAAGGGCAAAAGCUACAGUGAUGAUGAAGAUGACGAGGAUGCCGUUGAGGAAGAAGAAACUGAUUUAGAUGAGAUGGAAAGGGCUGAGAGAAGAAUUGAAGAGAAAGAAAGGCAGAGGAAAAAAGCAAAGAUUUCUACAACAGGUGGAUCAAAAAAGAAAUCAAGAGAUUACGUGGACACUGAUGAGGAAGAGGAAGAACAAGCUGCACCUGCCGCAGGAGGCCAGGAUCAAGAUGCUGAAGGUGAAGAAGAUGUUGAUAUGGAUAUGGACGUUGAAAGUGAAGAGGAUUAG
Molecule: messenger RNA, 1632 nt
Organism: Kwoniella shivajii
Lineage: Eukaryota; Fungi; Basidiomycota; Tremellomycetes; Tremellales; Cryptococcaceae
Exons: 3
Coding region: 1-1632 (543 amino acids)
Biological process (GO): positive regulation of transcription elongation by RNA polymerase II; transcription elongation by RNA polymerase II
Cellular component (GO): Cdc73/Paf1 complex; nucleus
Molecular function (GO): RNA polymerase II C-terminal domain phosphoserine binding
Source: RefSeq, a predicted model, not a curated record